This is a messenger RNA of Rhipicephalus microplus (southern cattle tick), 995 nucleotides long. RefSeq names its product putative defense protein. Gene Ontology annotation, cellular component: membrane. The record is from RefSeq and is a predicted model, not a curated record. NCBI's taxonomy places the organism in Eukaryota, Metazoa, Arthropoda, Arachnida, Ixodida, Ixodidae.
CAAUCGUCAGCGGUGUUCAGUCCCAGCUCGAUUUUGUACGUGUACCUCAGUUCGUGUUCACUUCGUCGUAUCCUGUCGUCAAGGGCACCCAUGUCUUCCCGUCACCUCGUGAGCGUAAUGUUCCUGCGCAAUCUGUGCCUGCUGGUCGUACUGUUUCGCGGGACUGUAUGCUACCCCAGUGGAGCGCCGCUUCAGGCCUGCAAUGACAUGAUGCCACAACAUGGCACGGCGGCCUCCAACGAUAAGGGUAUCCUUGACCUGACCGCUGCGAUCGACGGCAAGCGAAGCGUCAAGGUGGUUUUGACUGGGACCUUCAAGGGUUUCCUCAUCAAAGCAGUGAGCAAAGAUGGUGGCGUGGUAUCGGGAAAGUUCACGAUUGACAAGCCCGACACAAUGAAAGGGUUGGAUUGCGAUGGCCAUACAGACAGUGCUGUCACUCACACUCACAACGGGGACAAGAAUUCUGUCGCAGUCACGUGGACAGCUCCGGACAGCUUUACUGGAGACGUCAUGUUCAGGGCUACCGCUGUGAGGACAAAGCCGGAUUUCUACGUCGGUCUGAUGUCAUCAGCUAUAAAAAUAGAGGCCCCAUCGCCAAGCGACAGCGAUAAAGGCGACAAGGACACGAAACCUGGGAAGAGCGGCGGUAUCACCACAUCGCUUUCAGGGAUCGCCGUCUGGCCACUUGCUGUGGCCCUCAUCGGCGUCGUCUUGAACGCACAGCGUCACUGGCUAACGUUCCACUAGCGGGUUCAGUGGACACGGGCUCGUCACCCGUCACAGUGCUCAUCAUCGCAUCAUGAGACGUCUCACGGUUGUUCUCAUUGUGCUUUACCAAUUAUAGCAUGUUGCAGAGACCCAAGGGGUUGUGAAUGCCUUGACUGAGCAACAUUUGCAGCAAUAUUUCUUUGCCUUUUUUUUGCUUUGCUGUGGCUGUGCGUGUUCACGUUGUUGUUGUUAAUAAUAAAUAUUGCUCAUUUCAUUAUUAUCAAAUA